AUGCCGUCGUCCACCUACGUGUCUGCGCCAGCGAGCGCGCCGUCCCACUUCGUCGAGACGCUCGGCAAGCUGUCGUCGUCCCUCCCCGAGCUUCCCGCCGUCGAGUGGUCGGCCAAGACGGUGGCCACCUCGGUCCUCGCCAUCGUUGUGACCCUGCUCCUCGCAGAGCAGGUCCUGUGGCGCUCGCGCAAGCAGGCGCUCCCCGGCCAUGCGUGGCAGAUUCCGGUCAUUGGGCAGUUCGCAGAGUCGCUCAACCCGUCCAUGGAGGCCUACAAGCGCUCCUGGGCAACGCCGCUCGCGUCUGUCUCCGUGUUCAACAUCUUCAUCGUCAUCGCCUCGACCACCGACUAUGCUCGCAAGAUCCUCAACUCGUCGACCCUCGCCGAGCCGUGCCUCGUCCGUUCGGCCAAGCAGAUCCUCUUGCCCGAGAACUGGGUCUUCCUGAACGGCAAGGUCCACAACGAGUACCGCAAGGGCCUCAACGUCCUGUUCACGCCCAAGGCGCUCGAGAUCUACCUUCGCGUGCAGGACACGAUCUACCGCAAGUUCUUCGACUCGUGGGUCGCCAACCCGAACCCGAGCCCGGAGCCCUACAUGAUGAAGUUCCGCAACCUCAACAUGUUCACGUCGCUGCGCGUCUUCUGCGGCGAGUACAUCGCCGAGGACGCGGCCGAGGAGAUCUCGAGCAAGUACUGGCAAAUCACCAAGGCGCUCGAGCUCGUCAACUUCCCGUUCGCGUUCCCGGGCACCAAGGUGUGGAACGCGUGCCGUGCGCGCGAGGUCGCCGUCAAGCACCUGAGCAACGCCGCCGCCGCGUCCAAGAAGGCCAUGGCGCAGGGCAAGGAGGCCGACUGCCUCCUCGACGCGUGGGUCGAGCAGAUCCUCGCCAAGAAGGUCCGCGAGUACACCGACAAGGAGAUGGCGCUCGUCCUCCUCUCGUUCAUCUUUGCCUCGCAGGACGCCAUGUCGUCGUCCAUCACGUUCGCUUUCCAGCUCCUCGCCGACAACCCCGACAUCCUCGCCAAGGUCCGCGAGGAGCAGACUCGCGUCCGCGCCGGCGACCACGAGUCGCCCAUGUCGCUCGCCUGGCUCGAGCAGAUGCCCUACACGAAUGCCGUCACCAAGGAGGUCUUGCGCUACCGCCCGCCGGUCAUCAUGGUGCCGUACCUCACCAAGAAGCCGUUCCCGAUCAACGACGAGUACACCGUUCCCAAGGGCACCAUGCUCAUUCCCUCGUUCUGGAACUCGCUGCACGACCCGGCCGUCUACCCCGAGCCCGAGGAGUUCAAGCCCGAGCGGUGGCUGCCGGGCGGCGUCAACGCCAACGGCACCGACUCGAAGAACUGGCUCGUCUUCGGUGCGGGUGCGCACAAGUGCAUCGGCCAGAACUACGUCUACAUGCACAUGUCGGCCGUCAUCGGCUCGGCGGCGCUCUUCCUCAACUGGGAGCACGAGGUCACGCCGCUCAGCGAGGAGAUUGAGAUCAUCGCCACCCUCUUCCCCAAGGACGGCUGCCGCCUCAAGUUCAGCAAGCGCGAGGUCGAGCACUGAGCUCUCCUCGUUGCGCUCUCUCUCUCUCUCUCUCUCUCUCUCCUGUCGGUCUCUCCCUACUCUCCAGCACCUUCUGCAGCCCACACCUUAUUGUCGUUCGGCGCCCUUGGCCCCCGUAUUCCCCUCCUCCUUCAUCUCUCUCUCUCUCUCUCCUCCCGCAGUGCUCGGGUGCGCCUGCGCCCCGAGCCAUCCUGCACCUCGAUGUCCUUCCUCCAUAGACAAGUCCGGCGUGGCUCGGAGGCGGUCGGGCCUGUACGAGAGGCGGUGGCGGCGGCGGUUGGUCGACGAGGCGUUAGAGUCAGUUGCCUCUCCAUGGAUCGCGUUUGUUUCCGUGUC
Rhodotorula graminis WP1 is the source of this 1887-nucleotide messenger RNA. RefSeq lists its product as uncharacterized. The record is from RefSeq and is a predicted model, not a curated record. Gene Ontology annotation, molecular function: monooxygenase activity; heme binding; oxidoreductase activity, acting on paired donors, with incorporation or reduction of molecular oxygen. The coding region runs from base 1 to 1551 and encodes 516 amino acids. The transcript has 11 exons. Gene Ontology annotation, biological process: sterol metabolic process. Lineage: Eukaryota; Fungi; Basidiomycota; Microbotryomycetes; Sporidiobolales; Sporidiobolaceae.